GCUAUGUGGAUUACUUGUCAUUGACAAUCCUUACCUCUAAGGUUGAAGUUGAUAAAGCAUCCACUUCCCAUCCUAUCACGGCACUUGACUAUCGGAGGUGUUGACCUAUCAGUCACCAUCGAUGUGGCACUCCGCCUCAACCUACCUCUAAAGGUUCAGCGUAUCCUGAGUUCCUUAGAUGGUGCAUUUGCGGUCGAAUGAUGUGGUUUUGCUCUGCCCUGGACUGCUUGGCUGUGCCCAUGGACCUUAAAAGACCAUGUCUCCCCCUCAGUAUAGUUCGGUUGUCCAACUUCGGCUUUGCAUCGUCGAUUGCAUCAAUACGAAUCGAUAGACUAGCUGCUCAGUAUGACUAUGCUGCCGCAUCCCCUUGAUCCAUUGUCACCGGCAGAGAUAUCGCUGGCUGUGCGUCAUCUGAAAAAUGCAUAUCCGAGCGAUAAACUCGUCUUCAGGGUAGUCACCCUUUUGGAGCCUCCCAAAGCUCAGAUGAUACCGUAUCUAGAAGCAGAGCGUUCUGGAAAAUGGGACGUUACUGCUCCAAAGCGGAGUGCGUUCGUUCAAUUCUACAAGAACGCACCAGCAGAUUUUCGCGAGGUUCAUCUUGAAUUGGACACAGGCAAGGUUACAAAAGAGAAAGACCUCGCGGGAAGACAUUCAUAUGUCGACACGGAGGAGAUGCAGGCUGCUGAGGAUGCUUGCAUUGCCUCGGCCAAGGUGCAGGAGGCAGUUCGUUUGCUGGAACUCCCCGAGGAGGCUGUCGUGUGUAUUGAGCCUUGGACGUAUGGGACGGACGGCAUGAACGAUAUGUCGGAGAGAAUUAUCAUGUGCUACUUCUAUAUGCGUCUUGGGAACCACGGUGAUGCGAACCAUUACGCGUAUCCGUUAGACAUCUGCGUGGAGAUGUCGGGCGAUCUCACGGUUAAACGAGUUCUUUCACUGCCUUCGGGUGAGCACGACAGAACCGGGGUUGCCAGUGAGAUCGGUGUCAAGCCGUUUGAUCGGAACAAGAUCCACCGUACCAGCGAAUAUCAUCCCGAUCUUGUCACCGAGAGGCGAACUACAACUAAGCCAUACCAGGUCGUCCAGCCAGAUGGGCCUUCGUUUCAGGUCCACGGGAAUCUGCUCACAUGGGAGAAGUGGCGGAUGAGAGUUGGCUUCAACUAUCGGGAGGGCUUGACUCUCCACGAUAUUACCUAUGAUGGUCGGAGCGUUUUCUACAGACUCUCCCUGUCCGAGAUGUUCGUACCGUAUGGCGACAGUCGUGCCCCAUAUCCGCGCAAGGCUGCUUUCGACCUGGGGUCGAACUUGGCCGGUGUGAACUCAAAUAACCUCAAGCUGGGGUGCGAUUGCUUAGGCUAUAUCAAGUACUUUGAUGGAUACCAUCACACCUCUGCUGGUGACCCGAUAGUCCUACCGAAUGUAGUUUGCUGCCACGAAAUUGAUGACGGUAUACUGUGGAAGCACACCAACUAUCGGACGCAGAAUGCUGUCGUAACAAGGUCGCGCGUCCUUGUGUUGCAGACGAUCAUUACAGUCGGGAACUACGAGUACAUAUUUGCCUUUCACUUCACUCAAGAUGCGUCGGUCAACUACGAGGUUCGUGCAACAGGCAUUCUAUCCACGGCACCCAUCAACUUGGGCCAGACAGUGCCAUAUGGAACCAUCGUGGCCCCCGGGGUCAUGGCGCCGUACCAUCAGCACCUCUUUUCUCUGCGAAUCGACCCAGCUAUUGACGGGCGCAGAAACUCCCUGAUGGUCGAGGAAUCCCACGCAAUGCCCUUCAACGACCCCAGCGUUCAUAACCCUUUCGGAGUGGGAUACACAACCGUGAACCACAUCGUUGAGUCCGAAACACCCCUGGAUCUCGACGUCACCAAAGGACGAGUGUUCAAGAUCAUUAACGAGAAUGUCAAGAACCCCAUGUCCGGGGGACCAGUCGGAUACAAGCUUGUGCCGCACUACUCGCAAAUGGUACUGGCGCACCCGUCAUCCUACCACUUCAAGCGCUCUGAAUUUGCCGAGCACGCUAUCUGGGUGACCAGAUACAGCGAUGAGGAGCGUUACAGCGCAGGCGAGCACACGAUGCAGUCACUGGGAGGAGAGGGCAUCGCUUCCUGGAUCCGAUCGCGACUGGCGCCAGUCAGCGUGCGCAACGAGGAUAUUGUGGUCUGGCACACAUUCGGCACGACACAUAACCCCCGUGUUGAGGACUGGCCCGUCAUGCCGGCGGAGAAAAUGACAGUCUCGUUGAAACCGGUCAAUUUCUUCUGGAAGAACCCUGCAUUGGACGUACACGUCAGCUCGCAGGAGGAUAACAAGAGUGUUUUGGUGCAGGACCAGGACCAGGAUAAGGAUCGUAGGGGUGUCCAGGCAGAUGCUUGUUGCAAACUUUAAGAAGCUGACACAGUGUAGGUGCGACGAAGUGAUCGCCCUAAUCAUUGAGACCGAAGCGGUAAUCUUGAUCUAAAAGAAUGUCCACCUAUCUGCAGUGCAACCAUGGAACAUCUCAUAGGGCUGAGAUCCGCUCCCGGACUUCGCCGUUUGCUUUGCAUACCUUUGGAUGUCAGCGGUCAGCCCUUAUCUAAUCGUACUGUAUUUCGUGAACCGGUAGAUCCGGAAGUGGUACUCUGUGGAUAGAGUACGGAACUCUUCGCAACCGCCGAGUGGAUUAAGAGUUGCCGCUGACAUAACCAUGGAUCAAUAUUAACUAUCUGAAUUGUCC
Messenger RNA from Aspergillus novofumigatus IBT 16806, 2719 nucleotides. RefSeq names its product amine oxidase. Bases 346 to 2391 code for a protein of 681 amino acids. Gene Ontology annotation, molecular function: copper ion binding; quinone binding; primary methylamine oxidase activity. The record is from RefSeq and is a predicted model, not a curated record. Gene Ontology annotation, biological process: amine metabolic process. NCBI's taxonomy places the organism in Eukaryota, Fungi, Ascomycota, Eurotiomycetes, Eurotiales, Aspergillaceae. The transcript has 5 exons.